This is a messenger RNA of Stomoxys calcitrans (stable fly), 11825 nucleotides long. RefSeq names its product sushi, von Willebrand factor type A, EGF and pentraxin domain-containing protein 1 (gene uif). Gene Ontology annotation, biological process: Notch signaling pathway. Gene Ontology annotation, molecular function: Notch binding; calcium ion binding. The record is from RefSeq and is a predicted model, not a curated record. Lineage: Eukaryota; Metazoa; Arthropoda; Insecta; Diptera; Muscidae. The transcript is spliced from 13 exons. The coding region runs from base 604 to 11376 and encodes 3590 amino acids.
AUGCGAUGGUUGUUGGUUGUACGAGUAUGGCUUGUGAACGGGUUCACAUGCCAAUGAGUGUGCUAGUGUUGAGAGAGUGUGUGUGUGUGUGUGUGUAGCAGUUAAGACAGGCUUGUUGUCUUUUUGGCAUUUUUGUCUAUAUUCAGUUUUAAAGUUGCCCAUACCACUUUGAGACCACGAAAGACCACUAAUACCAUCAUUCGCAGCAGUAACAACAGCAAGUGAUUGAGUUAGUGGUAGAGGUGUUGCUCCCAAGAUUUCUUAAGCCAGUUUCAGUGAGUGUUUGGCCUUCGUGUGGUACGGUACAGUAAACGGAUAUUAAGGAAACUAAAACGAAUUGAAAAAAAAAACAAACACAGAAACAUAACUGAAAGAUAUUUAAUAAGCUUAACUAACGUUGUUCUUGUUUAAGUGAGAGAGUGUAUUGUUGUUGUUGUUACUAUUCAGCUUCCACUACUUUACCAGAGCAGCAGCCACACCAUCAUCAUCAAAAAAGAAAAGUUUAUCUUAAAAUUAGUAUUUAAACCGAAUUGCAAAUUGUAAACGAUAAUCAAAGAAAAACAGAAAAUAGGUUUCGUUCAACAUAUUUGAGGCGCUGCGAUCAUGGGGAGCUUGACGGCGGCCAGUUUAUCAUGGCUGUCCGCUUUCAUAUGUUUGUUGUUGUUAAGCUGUAGCCGUUUACAAGUAAAAGCGGCUGACGAUGUCUUUUCAUGCCCAAAUGGCUGGGAAUUACGUGGUCUUCAUUGUUACAAAUAUUUCAAUAUCAAACAUUCAUGGGAGAAAAGUGCCGAACUCUGCCGAAGAUAUGGUGCUGAAUUAGUGGCCAUAGACACAUAUGCCGAGAACAAUAAUACUUUGUCCAUUGCCCGCCUCAAUGACCCCAAUCAUAGGGCUUCGGACAAAUAUUGGCUGGGUUUGGCUUCUCUGGAUGAAUUACGCACCAAUACCUUGGAAUCUGCCUCGGGAGCUCUGAUAUCUCAAUACUCAGGAUUUUGGUCUUUACAUCAACCGGAUCCUCGUUCGGGAGAAUGUGUGGCAGCCACCUUCACCUCUGUCAUACAAUCCUGGAAUUUGGGUACCUGUGAAAGUCUUUUGCCUUUUAUGUGUCGCUCGGCAGCUUGUCCCCAAAACUCCAUACACUGUGCCAAUGGCAGAUGUGUGAAUCAAAGUUUCAAAUGCGAUGGCUCCGAUGAUUGUGGUGAUGGUUCAGAUGAAUUGGAUUGUCCUGCACAAUGUCAUUAUCACAUGCAGUCGGGUGGAGAUGUCAUAGAGAGUCCCAAUUAUCCCCACAAAUAUGGAGCACUGUCCAAAUGCAAAUGGACUUUGGAAGGUCCUUUGGGCAGCAACAUUAUUUUGCAAUUCCAAGAUUUUGAAACGGAGAAAACUUUUGAUACAGUACAGGUGCUGGUGGGAGGACGCACUGAAGAGAAAUCUGUCUCCUUGGCCACACUGAGUGGCAAACAGGAUUUGACCACUCAGCCUUUGGUUUCGGCUUCGAAUUUCAUGAUUGUCAAAUUCACCACGGAUGGUAGUGUGGAGCGCAAAGGUUUCAGGGCCACUUGGAAAACUGAAUCCAAGGUUUGUGGAGGCACGUUGAAGGCCACUCUACAACGUCAAACCUUGACCAGUCCCAAUUACCCCAAACAAUAUCCGGGUGGUCUGGAAUGUUUGUACAUCAUUAAGGCCCAGCCAGGACGCAUUAUUUCCAUAGAGGUUGAUGAUUUGGAUAUAAGCGAGGGACGCGAUUACAUGCUGAUACGUGAUGGUGAAUCCCCCAUGAGCCGUCCCAUUGCCAAGUUAACUGGCUCCACUGGCAACAAUGAGAAGGUCAUCAUCUCUACGGGCAAUACUUUGUAUUUGUAUUUCAAAUCUAGUUUGGGAGAUUCCGGCAAAGGCUUCAGUUUGCGUUAUAUUCAAGGCUGCAAGGCCACCAUUACCGCUCGCAAUGGCACCGUGACCUCGCCAGCCUUUGGUUUGGCCGAUUAUCCCAAAAAUCAGGAAUGCUAUUUCACCAUACGCAACAGCAUGGGUUCUCCAUUGUCUUUGAAAUUUGUGAAAUUCUUGGUGCACAACAGUGAUAAUGUGCAGGUUUAUGAUGGAUCCUCUACCUCGGGAUUGCGUUUGCAUUCGGGAGAUGGUUUUACCGGCAAUGCAGUGCCCAAGCUGACUUUGACUGCCUCCUCGGGAGAGAUGUUGAUUAAAUUCACCUCGGAUGCUUUACACAAUGCAGCAGGUUGGUCUGCCACUUUCUCUGCGGAUUGUCCAGAACUACAGCCGGGCAUAGGGGCCUUGGCUUCCAGCCGUGAUACCGCCUUUGGCACAGUGGUUACCUUUACCUGCCCCAUUGGCCAGGAAUUUGCCACAGGCAAGAGUAAAAUCAUAACAGAAUGUUUGAAGGGAGGCAAUUGGAGUGUCUCCUACAUACCCAAAUGUCAAGAGGUGUAUUGCGGUCCUGUACCCCAAAUAGACAACGGCUUCUCCAUAGGCUCUUCGAAUGUCACCUAUCGCGGAGUGGCCAUGUAUCAAUGCUAUGCUGGUUUUACCUUCAGCUCUAGUCUACCCAUUGAGAAGAUCUCCUGCUUGCCCGAUGGUCGUUGGGAGCGCAAACCCACCUGCAUGGCCUCUCAGUGUGCUCCCUUGCCUGAAGUGCCCCAUGCCAAUAUAACUCUGCUGAAUGGUGGUGGCCGCAGCUAUGGCACCAUUGUCCAAUACGAAUGUGAGUCCGGCUAUGAACGCACUGGCCAUCCCGUCUUGACCUGCAUGUCCAAUGGCACCUGGAGUGGAGAAGUGCCGCGCUGCACCCGCAAACGUUGCUUUGAGUUUCCCAAAAUUGAAAAUGGCUUUGUGGUGGAUGCUGAUCGCCCCUAUUACUAUGCCGAUGAUGCUCGUGUGCAAUGCUUCAAGGGCUACAAGCUGAUAGGCAGCAACAUCAUACGCUGCAAUAGUGAGCAGGUCUUUGAAAAUCCUCCCACCUGUGAGGAUAUCAAUGAAUGUACCUCCACCCAAUGUGAUUUGGCCACCACGGAGUGUAUUAACACCGCCGGCUCCUUCCAUUGUCAGUGUCGCCAAGGAUUUACCGCCACCGCCGAAUGUCGUCCUGUGGGCGAUUUGGGUCUCAGCAAUGGUGGCAUACCCGAUGAGAGUAUAACCACUUCGGCCAGUGAGGAGGGAUUCUCCAAGGGCAUGGUUCGUCUUACAACCGGCGGUUGGUGUGGUGCUUCCGCGGAGCCAGGAGCAAAUUGGAUUUUAAUUGACUUGAAGGCCCCCACCAUACUGAGGGGCUUCCGCACCAUGUCUGUCCAACGUUUCGAUGGCAACAUAGCCUUUACCUCUGCCGUUAGAUUGCAAUACACCGAUGAUCUUACCGAUGUCUUUAAGGAUUACACCAACCCCGAUGGCACUGCUGUGGAGUUUAGAAUUCUAGAGCCCACCCUGUCCAUUCUUAAUCUGCCCAUGCCCAUUGAGGCUCGUUAUGUUCGCUUCCGCAUUCAGGAUUAUGUGGGUGCUCCUUGCAUACGCAUGGAGGCCAUGGGCUGUACCCGUUUGGAUUGUGUGGACAUUAAUGAGUGUGCCAAGAAUAAUGGAGGCUGCGACCAGAAGUGUGUCAACUCACCGGGCAGUUACUCAUGCUCCUGUAAUACCGGCUAUCAGCUGUACACCGCCAAUGGCACGGCUGGCUUCCAUGUGGAAAAGACAGAGACUGGUGAAAGAGAUGGAGAUACCUAUCAACGCAAUAAGACCUGUGUGCCCUUGAUGUGUCCCCCCUUGGUGGAGCCUGAGAAUGGCAAGCUGCUGACCGAUAAGGACGAUCAUCACUUUGGAGAUAUCAUACGCUUCCAAUGUAAUUUCGGUUAUAUAAUGUCGGGAAGCUCCUCAUUGCUGUGCUUGUCCAGUGGCCAAUGGAAUGGCACGGUGCCCGAGUGUAAUUAUGCCAAAUGUGUCUCACUGCCUGAUGAUAAAAUGGAAGGUCUCUCAGUCUUAAGACCUGAUCCCGAAUCUGUUUUGGUUCCCUUCCGCGAAAAUGUUUCUAUAACCUGCAAUGCUCCUGGACGUCAAUUGAGAUCUACUGCCUCCUCGGGCUUCCGUCAGUGUGUCUAUGAUCCCAAGCCUGGUCUGCCCGAUUACUGGUUGUCUGGCUCUCAACCUUCCUGUCCACGCGUGGAUUGUUAUGAACCCAUGCCCACUCCCGGUGCUGAAUAUGGCCAAUAUGUGGAUACCCGUUAUCAGAGCAACUUCUUCUUUGGCUGUCAAAACACCUUCAAGCUGGCCGGUCAAACCUCUCACCAUGACAAUGUGGUGCGUUGUCAAAACGAUGGCAUCUGGGACUUUGGUGAUUUGCGUUGCGAAGGUCCUGUCUGUGAUGAUCCUGGACGUCCCAGUGAUGGCCGUCAAAUUGCCAAGAGUUAUGAGCAAGGCUCUGAGGUCUACUUUGGCUGCAAUCGUCCCGGCUAUAUUUUGAUAAAUCCACGACCCAUCACCUGCAUGCGAGAACCCGAGUGCAAGGUCAUCAAGCCCCUGGGUCUUACCUCCGGCCGCAUACCCGAUUCCGCCAUUAAUGCCACCUCCGAGCGCCCCAACUAUGAGGCCAAGAAUAUACGCCUGAACUCGGCCACCGGCUGGUGUGGCAAGCAGGAGGCCUUCACCUAUGUCAGCGUGGAUUUGGGUCAAAUCUAUCGUGUCAAAGCCAUUCUAGUCAAGGGAGUGGUGACCAAUGACAUUGUGGGCCGUCCCACCGAGAUUCGUUUCUUCUACAAACAGGCCGAGAACGAGAACUAUGUGGUCUAUUUCCCCAACUUCAAUUUGACCAUGAGAGAUCCCGGCAACUAUGGAGAGCUGGCCAUGAUUACCCUGCCCAAGUAUGUGCAGGCACGCUUUGUCAUCUUGGGUAUUGUCAGCUACAUGGACAAUGCAUGUCUGAAAUUCGAGCUAAUGGGUUGUGAGGAACCCAAAAAGGAACCUCUGCUAGGCUAUGACUAUGGCUAUUCACCUUGUGUGGAUAAUGAGCCUCCCAUAUUCCAGAAUUGCCCUCAGCAGCCCAUCAUUGUGAAGCGGGAUGAGGUGGGAGCCAUUUUGCCUGUUAACUUUACCGAACCCACUGCGGUGGACAACUCAGGCUCCAUUGCGCGUUUGGAGGUCAAGCCCCAGAACUUCAAGACCCCUUCGUAUAUCUUCCGCGAUACUGUGGUGAAAUAUGUGGCCUUUGAUUAUGAUGGCAAUGUGGCCAUUUGCGAGAUAAACAUCACCGUGCCCGAUGUCACCCCUCCCUUGUUGCAGUGUCCCCAGAGUUAUGUCAUCGAAUUGGCGGAUCGCCAAGAUCGCUAUACCGUAAACUUCAAUGAUACCCGCAAUCGCAUCAAGACCUCCGAUGAGUCCGGAGAGGUACGCCUUAGCUUUAGCCCCGAAAGUGCCAUUAUACCCAUAAGAGGCUUUGAAAAUGUCACCGUUACGGCCACCGAUAAAUUUGGCAAUCGAGCCUAUUGCAACUAUCAGGUCUCCAUACAAGCCUCGCCCUGUGUGGACUGGGAACUGCAACCUCCGGCCAAUGGCAACAUCAACUGCUUGCCUGGUGACCGUGGCAUCGAGUGUAUAGCCACCUGUAAGCCGGGAUUCCGUUUCACCGAUGGCGAGCCCAUCAAGAGCUUCUCUUGCGAGACCUCGCGUUUGUGGAAGCCCACCUCGGUGGUGCCCGAUUGUGUUUCGGAGAAUACCGAACAGGCGGAUUAUCAGGUAACCGCCACCAUCACCUAUCGUGCCAAUGGAGCUGUGGCCCAAUCUUGUUUGGGCAAAUACCAGGACGCCUUGUCGCAACACUAUGCUGGCCUCAAUCAGCUGCUGUCUCAACGUUGCUCUGCCGUUAAUGUCAACAUGAAUGUCACCUUCCUGAAAUCGGUGCCCAGUCUGCAGGAGGAGAAUGUGGUGAAGAUGGACUUCAUUUUAUCGAUUUUGCCAGCCAUACGUCAACCCCAACUCUAUGAACUUUGUGGCUCAACCAUGAAUCUGAUCUUUGAUCUGAGUGUGCCCUAUGCCAGUGCUGUCAUAGACUCUCUGCUGAAUAUCUCCAAUAUUGGCAAUCAAUGUCCUCCUUUGAGAGCAUUGAACAGCAACAUUUCCCGAGGUUUUACCUGCAGUGUGGGAGAGGUGCUGAAUAUGGAUACCAGUGAUGUGCCUCGCUGUUUGCAUUGCCCGGCCGGUACCUAUGUGGCCACAGGGCAAAAUGUCUGCACCAAUUGUCCCAGAGGCUAUUACCAGAAUCGUGAUCGCCAGGGCACCUGCAUGCGUUGCCCCGCCGGCACCUACACCAAGGAAGAAGGCACCAAGUCUUUGAAUGAUUGCAUCCCCGUCUGUGGUUAUGGCACCUACUCUCCCACCGGUUUGGUACCCUGUUUGGAAUGUCCCCGCAACUCGUACACCAGUGACCCACCCACAGGAGGCUUCAAGGAUUGUCAGGCCUGUCCUCAGAAUACCUUCACCUUCCAACCUGCCGCCUCCACUAAGAGUCUGUGUCGCCAGAAAUGUGCCCCGGGAACCUAUUCCACCACCGGUUUGGCUCCUUGCUCUCCCUGUCCCAUGAAUUUCUACCAGAGCAACAUUGGUGCUCAAACCUGCAAUGAAUGUGCCACCAAUAUGCGCACCGACGCCCCCGGAGCCAAGGGUCGUGAAGAAUGUAAACCAGUGGUGUGUGGUGAGGGAGCCUGUCAACAUGGAGGCCUUUGUGUGCCCAUGGGUCAUGGCAUUCAGUGUUUCUGCCCUGCUGGUUUCUCAGGAAAUCGUUGUGAAAUCGACAUCGAUGAAUGUGCUUCGCAGCCCUGUUACAAUGGCGGCUCUUGUGUGGACUCACCCCAAGGCUAUCGCUGUGAGUGUCCCCCUGGUUACUCGGGUAUCAAUUGUCAAGAGGAGGCCAGUGAUUGUCGCGAGGAUACCUGCCCCACCCGAGCCAUGUGCAAAAAUGAACCCGGCUACAAGAACUACACCUGCCUGUGUCGCAGUGGCUAUACAGGAGAGAAUUGUGAUGUGACCAUUGAUCCCUGCACCGCCAAUGGCAAUCCCUGCUCCAAUGGUGCCAACUGCCGUGCUCUACAACAGGGACGUUACAAGUGCGAAUGUCUGCCUGGUUGGGAGGGCUUCAACUGUGAGAUCAACAUAGACGAUUGUGCCGAGAAUCCUUGCCUGUUGGGCUCCAACUGCACCGAUUUGGUGAAUGACUUCCAGUGUGCCUGCCCCCCAGGCUUCACCGGCAAACGUUGUGAGGAAAAAAUUGAUCUCUGCCUCUCGGAACCCUGCAAGCAUGGCACCUGCAUUGAUCGUCUCUUUGAGCAUGAGUGUGUCUGCCAUCCCGGCUGGACUGGUCCUGCGUGUGACAUCAACAUCGACGAUUGUGAGGAUCGUCCUUGUGCCAAUGAUGGCGUCUGCAUAGAUUUGGUCAAUGGCUACAGCUGUACCUGCGAACCCGGUUACACGGGUAAGAACUGCCAACAUACCAUCGAUGAUUGUGAAUCGAAUCCCUGCCAGAAUGGAGCCACUUGUGUUGACCAAUUGGAUGGCUUUACCUGCAAGUGCCGCCCUGGCUUUGUGGGCUUGAGUUGUGAGGCCGAAAUUGAUGAGUGCCUUAGCGAUCCCUGCAAUCCUGUGGGCACCGAACGCUGCCUAGAUUUGGAUAAUAAAUUCAAGUGUGCCUGUCGCGAUGGCUUCACCGGAGAAUUGUGCGAGACCGACAUAGAUGACUGUGAAAGCAAUCCCUGCCUGAAUGACGGCAAGUGUACCGAUCGUGUGGGUGGCUUUGACUGCGAAUGUGAAAAUGGCUGGAAUGGCUUGCACUGCGAGAAUCAAAUUACCACCUGUGAUACGCAAUCACCCUGCCAGAAUGAUGCCAAUUGCAUAGAUCUCUUCCAGGAUUACUUCUGUGUCUGUCCCAGUGGCACUGAUGGCAAGAAUUGUGAAACGGCUCCAGAACGUUGCAUAGGCAACCCUUGCAUGCAUGGCGGCAAAUGUCAAGACUUUGGCUCUGGCCUUAACUGCACCUGUCCCAUGGAUUACGCCGGCAUAGGCUGUCAAUAUGAAUUCGAUGCCUGUGAAGCCAAUCUCUGCCAGAAUGGAGCCACCUGCAUAGAUGUGGGCGAGGGCUAUACCUGUGUUUGCCCACAAGGCUUCAGCGGUCGCAAUUGCGCAGAGGAUAUCAUAGACUGCAAGGACAAUUCCUGUCCUCCUGGAGCCACCUGCAUUGAUCUGACCAAUGGCUUCUAUUGCCAGUGUCCCUUCAACAUGACCGGCGAUGACUGCCGCAAGACCAUACAAGUUGAUUAUGAUCUGUACUUCAGCGAUGCCUCUCGCUCCACUGCCGCCCAGGUGGUGCCUUUCUAUACGGGUGAGGCCCACAGCAUGACCAUAGCCAUGUGGGUGCAAUUUGCCCAAAAGGAUGACACCGGCAUCUUCUUCACUUUGUAUGGCGUGGAGUCGCCCAAUAUGGCCAGCAAUCGCCGCCUUAUGCUGCAAGCCCACUCAAGUGGUGUGCAGGUCUCCCUGUUUGCCGAUUACCAAGAUGUGUUUUUGUCCUUUGGAGAAUAUACCUCGGUCAAUGAUGGCCAAUGGCAUCAUGUGGCCAUUGUCUGGGAUGGCAUGAGUGGUCAAUUGCAACUGAUUACCGAAGGCUUGAUUGCCAGCAAGAUUGAAUAUGCCCAAGGCCGCACCCUGCCUCCUUAUUUGUGGUCUGUAUUGGGUCGACCUCAGCCAGAUGAUAGCAAAUAUGCGUUGUCCUAUUCGGAAAGCGGCUUCCAGGGCACCAUGACCAAGGUGCAGCUGUGGGCUCGUGCCUUAGACACCACCUCGGAGAUACAGAAACAAGUGCGCGAUUGUCGCUCGGAACCAGUGCUCUACAAUGGCUUAAUACUCAAUUGGUCUGGCUAUGAGAUAACCAUGGGAGGUGUAGAACGCAAUGUACCCUCGAUGUGUGGUCAACGUAGAUGUCCCAAUGGUUACACAGGACCCAAUUGUCAACAGCUGGAGGUUGACAAAGAGCCACCAGUGGUGGAACAUUGUCCUGGAGAUUUGUGGGUUAUAGCCAAGAACGGCUCAUCGGUGGUAACCUGGGAUGAGCCACAUUUCAGUGAUAAUAUUGGAGUGACCAAGAUAGUGGAACGCAAUGGCCAUAGACCGGGCACCACAUUGCUAUGGGGUUCCUAUGACAUUACCUACAUAGCCUCGGAUGCUGCUGGCAAUACUGCUACCUGCAGUUUUAAGGUUUCUUUGUUAACUGAAUUCUGUCCUCCUUUGGCUGAUCCCAUUGGUGGUGUGCAGGUCUGCAAAGAUUGGGGUACUGGUGGCCAAUUCAAGGUGUGUGAAAUUUCCUGCAACCCUGGCUUGAGAUUCUCCGAAGAAGUGCCAGAAUUCUAUACCUGUGGUGCCGAAGGUUUCUGGCGCCCAUCACCAGAUCCCAGCAUGCCUUUGGUGUAUCCUUCAUGCUCACCUUCCAAAUUGGCUCAACGCGUUUUCCGCAUCAAAAUGCUCUUCCCCUCGGAUGUGCUCUGCAACAAGGCUGGCCAGGGUGUGCUGCGACAAAAGGUUACCAGUUCGGUCAAUUCUCUUAAUCGCGAUUGGAACUUCUGCUCCUAUUCAGUGGAGGGAACCCGAGAGUGCAAGGAUAUACAAAUCGAUGUGAAAUGUGAUCACUAUAGAGGAACUCAAACCAAUAGAGUGCGUCGUCAGGCCAAGGAUGGUGGAGUGUAUGUCUUAGAAGCUGAAAUUCCAGUACUCAACGAUGAAGAGGAUCCAGAUCCAGGAGCACGUCAAGGACGCCAACAGACUGGCGGUGAUACAUACACGCUGGAAAUUUCAUUCCCGGCAGUGAACGAUCCCGUUGUACAUACCUCCUCGGGUGAACGUUCUACGGUCAAGGCCUUGCUGGAAAAACUAAUUUUGGAAGAUGAUCAAUUUGCCGUUCAAGAAAUUCUACCCAACACGGUGCCUGAUCCAGCCUCUCUGGAGUUAGGAUCGGAAUAUGCUUGCCCCGCCGGCCAGGUGGUCAUGAUACCCGACUGUGUACCCUGUGCCAUUGGCACCUACUACAGUACGGCCAACAGCACCUGUGUGCCUUGUGAGCGUGGCACUUAUCAAUCCGAAGCUGGACAAUUGCAAUGUAGCAAGUGCCCCGUUAUUGCGGGACGCCCUGGUGUCACUGCCGGUCCUGGAGCCCGUUCUGCAGCCAGCUGUAAAGAACGUUGUCCGGCUGGCAAAUACUUUGAUUCUGAGACCGGUUUGUGCCGUUCCUGUGGUCAUGGCUUCUUCCAACCCAACGAAGGCUCCUUCAGUUGUGAACUUUGCGGUUUGGGUCAAACCACUCGCAGCUCAGAGGCCACCUCCCGCAAGGAAUGUCGCGAUGAAUGCUCCUCUGGCUUGCAAUUGGGUGUCGAUGGCCGUUGUGAACCCUGUCCCCGUGGCACUUAUCGUUCUCAGGGUGUACAACCCUCUUGUGCUGGUUGUCCUUUGGGUCGCACUACGCCCAAAGUGGGAGCCAAAUCGGUGGAGGAAUGCACCCUGCCUGUCUGCUCGCCCGGCACCUACCUCAAUGGCACCCUCAAUAUGUGCGAAGAAUGCCGCAAGGGCUACUAUCAACCAGAGACUCAACAAACCUCCUGCAUACAAUGUCCUCCCAAUCAUAGCACCAAGAUUACCGGAGCCACCUCCAAAUCUGAAUGUACCAAUCCUUGCGAACAAGUUGCCGAAGGACGACCCCACUGUGAUCCCAAUGCCUAUUGUAUAUUGGUGCCUGAGACUUCUGAUUUCAAGUGUGAAUGCAAGCCCGGUUUCAAUGGCACUGGCAUGGACUGUACGGAUGUCUGCGAUGGUUUCUGCGAGAAUCAAGGCAAUUGUGUAAAGGAUCUCAAGGGCACACCCUCGUGUCGCUGUGUGGGCUCCUUUACAGGACCCAAUUGUGCUGAACAUUCCGAGUUUGCCUACAUUGCUGGUGGCAUUGCUGGCGCUGUUAUCUUUAUCAUAGUCAUUGUGCUGCUGAUAUGGAUGAUUUGUGUGCGUUCGACCAAGAAGCGAGAUCCUAAGAAAAUGUUAUCGCCCGCCAUAGAUCAGACCGGAUCACAGGUGAACUUCUAUUAUGGAGCGCAUACACCAUAUGCUGAAUCAAUAGCACCAUCACAUCACAGUACCUAUGCACAUUACUAUGAUGAUGAAGAGGAUGGCUGGGAGAUGCCAAAUUUCUACAAUGAGACCUACAUGAAGGAUGGUCUCCAUGGAGGUGGUAAAAUGAGCACUUUGGCUAGAUCGAAUGCCUCACUGUAUGGUACCAAGGACGAUUUAUACGAUAGAUUAAAACGACAUGCCUAUACAGGCAAGAAAGAAAAGAGUGAUAGUGAUAGCGAAGUCCAAUAAACAAAACAAAUUGAAGGAAAAACUCAGUAAACACACAACUGCCAAUUGUUAGCAGCGUUAGUAAUAAAAACAAAACACAUAACAAAUUCAACAAAAAAAAAAACGACUAAAACCAACACAAAAUUCUAGAAAUAAAAAAGCAGCAGCAACAGCUCGUCCAACCGCAGAACUAUAAAAUAUUUAUUAUUACGAAACGCUCGACUAAUGUAUCAUACUUUACGCCUAUCCACAUACACACCAACAAAGUGCACUUGCAGGACUUCCCAAGAAGGAAGGCUUUUAAAUGCACUCAUCCAACAUUCCAUGGCAAUCACACAACAUUCUCAUAAAUUGUAAGCGACAUUCGACAACGAUGAGGAAAAGUGAGAGAGAGAGAGAGAUACCACCACCAACCACAACCACCAACACCAUUAUAACCAAACAAAUGACGAAACACACUGAUGAGGACG